AUGACUGUACAUAAUCAACCAUAUUUUGCUCAACAAACACCAUUCAACAGCAAUUUGCAGAGAACCAACACCAUGAUGAUGAAGAAUAAUAACAUGCCAAUGGUCGUUCCGAUCAAAAUGAUCAUCAAGAAGAAGGUUCUAAAGAACAAGGCUUCUGGUUUUGCCAAGCCACCAAAACCAACUCUUCUUCUUCACGAAGAUAGUGUUUAUCAAGGACUCUCCUUUGAAACAUUCACCCAAAACGUUCAUCGCUUAUUGGGUGAAGAAGUCGCCAAAAUGAAAAUUAAAGUAAGACUCAACGAAAAGAAGAAAUUCAAAGCCAUUCGUGAUGAGAAGAAGUGGAACAAGAUUGUCGUUGAGAAUUUAUUGGCUAACUUCAAUGGAUCUCCAAUUGAGUUCAAGAUUAUUGUUAAGCUCGCUGCUUCCGACAACAACAAGGCUGUCAUUCCACAACAACAACCCAUGCAACAACCAUCAUAUGUUGCUGUCAAUUCUAACGUGAUGAGACCAUCUUGGGUUGGUGAGGCAAAGAAAGAUGUUGUCACUGUCUGCAAUCCAAACUUGAUGAUGAUGAAGAGCGAAUCAUCAUCAGCACCACCAUCCAAUAUGGAAGAACAACAACCAGUUCAAUAUCCAUCGCUCAAUUGCAAGAGACUGGUCACGAGAAUAAUGAUAAAAGCUGAAGUUCAGCUAUUGAAAUCUCAACUUAAGUUGAAGAAACAAGAUUUGAAGAACUAUAAGAAGGAAAUCAAGAUGAAGAAGAAGGAUCUUGCCUCUCAAAACGUUGAACAAGUUGGUAUGGAAAAUUGUGCCACUACUGAAAGAAUUUAUCCCACUCUCGUUUCAUCCUCAGAUUUUGAACAGAAGAUUCGUAAACACAAGCAUCAUCACGGCAAGGAAUUGAGUGCUGAGAAGCUCUUGUGGAAGCAACAAAAAAAGCUUGAAAAAGAGAAGAAAAAGCUCGAUAAAGAUUCUCAAAAACAACUCAAGAGAGAGCUUAAAUUGAAGAGGCUUGAACAUAAGGAAACAAUGCGUGCUCAAAUUGCACUCAACAAACAAGAUGACAUUGACCUUAGUAAUGGUGAGAUUUUGAACAUCCCAUACAAUGUGACACAAGUCUUCAUUGAUGGAAACAACAUGUUCUUCAUGACCAAAACAAUGAGAGAUCUCAUCUUGAAGAAUAAGGAUAAGGUAAUGGUUGAAAAGUUGAUCAUUCAUAUUGCUCAAAAGUUUGCUCGAAUUCUCUCAGAUAAUCGCCAACCUCUAAAGAUGUUACAUAUUUGCUUUGAUUCAGCAAGCCUUCAAGUCGUUUGUGUGAAGGAUACAUUUGUUGUAUCCAGCGCCGCUCAACAUGGCUUCACAACUGCUGACGACAUGCUUGUGGACAUGGCAAUGAGACAGAAUGUAGCUGGUUCCGUGGAUUCUUGUCUUUUUGUAACCUCCGAUUUGGCAUUGAGAGAAAGAUUGAGAAACUCAGGAGCAAAAUGUAUUGGAUCUGGCUCUUGGAUGAAAUCAUGCUAUCAAAAGCUUUGUGUGAAUACAGAGCUUCAAUCCUUGGAUGAUUGGAUGGCUGUUGAAUUGAAAGAACUCAAUUACACUCUCUAA
This is a messenger RNA of Naegleria lovaniensis, 1605 nucleotides long. RefSeq lists its product as uncharacterized. The record is from RefSeq and is a predicted model, not a curated record. The transcript has 2 exons. Bases 1 to 1605 code for a protein of 534 amino acids. Lineage: Eukaryota; Heterolobosea; Eutetramitea; Acrasida; Naegleriidae.